This is a messenger RNA of Sciurus carolinensis (gray squirrel), 1179 nucleotides long. RefSeq names its product zinc finger protein 567-like. NCBI's taxonomy places the organism in Eukaryota, Metazoa, Chordata, Mammalia, Rodentia, Sciuridae. The record is from RefSeq and is a predicted model, not a curated record. Gene Ontology annotation, molecular function: DNA-binding transcription factor activity; RNA polymerase II cis-regulatory region sequence-specific DNA binding. Gene Ontology annotation, biological process: regulation of transcription by RNA polymerase II.
AUGACGGCGGUGACAACCAUCCCGAGCACCUUGCGGGCGCUGCCCCUGUGUUGUCCCUCGUCCUCAGAUAUUGAGAAGCGGAGAGACGGAGCCACUGGCCCAGCAAAGGUGGCGUGCAUCCAGGGCUCUGCACCUGAGCCGCUGGCCUGGAUUUCUGGGGAGUCAGAAGAAAGGCUGGUGGUUCCAGAUGGACAGACCCAGACAGCACUCACUGAUCAUCAGAGAACACAUACAGGAGAGAAGUCACAUGAAUGUCCACAAUGUAGAAAUGCCUUCAGAUUGAAGUCACACCUCAUUUGUCAUCAGAGAACUCACACAGGAGAGAAACCGUAUAAGUGUAACGACUGUGGAACAUCCUUCUGCCAGAAGGUACUCUCUCUACAUCAGAGAAUUCAUACAGGGGAGAAACCUUAUAUUUGUAAAGAAUGUGGAAAGUCCUUUCACCAGAAGGCAAACCUUACUGUACAUCAGAGAACUCAUACAGGGGAGAAGCCCUAUAUUUGUAAUGAAUGUGGUAAAUCCUUCUCCCAGAAGACUACCCUUGCUCUUCACGAGAAAACUCACAAUGAGGAGAAACCUUAUAUUUGUAAUGAAUGUGGAAAGUCUUUCCGCCAGAAGACAACCCUUGUAGCGCAUCAAAGAACACAUACAGGGGAGAAAUCUUAUGAAUGUCCUCACUGUGGGAAAGCUUUUAGAAUGAAAUCAUACCUCAUUGAUCAUCACACAACUCACACAGGAGAAAAACCAUAUGAAUGUAAUGAAUGUGGGAAAUCAUUUAGUCAGAAGACAAAUCUCAAUCUACACCAGAGAAUUCAUACAGGAAAUAAACCCUAUAUCUGUAAUGAAUGUGGGAAGUCCUUUCGCCAGAAAGCAACUCUGACUGUACAUCAGAGAAUACACACAGGUCAGAAAUCCUAUGAAUGUCCUCAAUGCAGGAAAGCCUUUAGCAGGAAGUCUUAUCUCAUUCAUCAUCAAAGAACUCACAUGGGAGAAAAACCAUAUAAAUGUAAUGAAUGUGGAAAGUACUUCCGCCAGAAGACAAAUCUUACUGUACAUCAAAGAACUCACACAGGGGAGAAACCUUAUAUUUGUAAUGAGUGUGGUAAGUCCUUCAGUUACAGGAGAAGCCUCAUUGUCCAUCAGAGAACGCAUAAGGGAGAAAACAUGGAAAUGCAAUAA